UCCCUUCGGCUUCCCACUGCCAUCGACCUCACAGUGGCAGUAGUAACAGAGAGAGAAGGGGGGAAAGGGAGAAGCAGAGGGAGGGGAACAGAAAUGGCGUGUCGUUUGUCUCUGAUGAUAGUCCUCGUGGCGGCGGCGGUGGCGGCCGUCGCCGGCCACAACAUUACCGAGAUGCUGGCGUCGUCGCCGGAGUACAGCCUCUACAACGACGCCCUGACGCGGACGAAGUUGGCCGACGAGAUCAACAGCCGGACGACCAUCACCGUCCUGGUGCUUCCCAACGCCGUCAUGUCCUCCCUCCUCGCCAAGAACCCCCUCCCCGUUGUCAAGAACGUGCUGAGCCUCCUGGUUCUGCUCGACUACUACGACGAGAAGAAGCUCCAUGACAUCUCCAAAGGGACCACCUUGAGCACCACCGUCUACCAGACCACCGGUCAGCCGGAGGGCAACCUCGGCUUCGUCAACAUUACCGACCUCCGCGGAGGCAAGGUCGGUUUCGGCUCCGCCGCGCCAGGCUCUCCCUUGGACUCCACCUUCACCAAGAGCGUCAAGCAGAUACCGUAUAACAUCUCCGUGCUGGAGGUGAGCGCUCCCAUUAUUGCUCCCGGAGUUCUCUCUGCUCCGGCGCCGAGUGCCGCCGACCUCAACAUCACCACCCUGUUGGUGAAGGCCGGCUGCAAGAUGUUCGCUGACAUGCUUGCCAGCACUGGCGUUCUGAAGACGUACCAGAGUGCGGCCGCUAAGGGGCUUACCCUGUUCGCCCCGUCCGACGACGCCUUCAAGGGCGCCGGCGUCCCCGACUUCAGCAAGCUCACUAGCGCCGAACUCGUGUCGUUGCUUGAGUACCACGCUGUGGCUGAGUACAAGCCCAUCGGCUCCCUGAAGACCACGUCCGGUAACAUCACCACUCUCGCCACUAGCGGCGCUGGCAAGUACGGCCUCACUGUAUCUUCCGCAGGGGACGCUGUUACCCUCUCCACCGGCGUCGACAGCUCCCGGAUAUCCGGCACCGUUGUCGACGACACUCCACUUGUCAUAUUCACCGUCGACAAGAUACUUCUUCCCGUAGAGCUCUUCGCCGCCACGCCGGCCCCUGCCCCUUCUCCUUCUUCGGCCCCCUCACCCAGCCCUGCUUCUGCUUCCGCCCCGGCACCGGAAUCUGCGAGCGCCCCCGCCUCGGUGGCGUCGCCCCCUGCUCCUCCUGCUGGGCCUGCGGAGGCGCCGGCGGCCUCGUCCCCGGAGAUCUCGUCGAACGGCACGUCGGCGAACGCUUCAUCGUCCCCGUUGGCGCACGCCGUGCCGCGUCUCGUGCUUGCCGGGUCCAUCCUCUCCGCAUUGGCGUCUCUGCUUUAGUCUGAGACUAUUUGGUGGGAGCGUUCUUUUGUGCAUUUGAGAUGAUGGGUAUGAUUUCUUUGUGUAUUCUUAGAUUGUUAAUUUUCAGAGCUUGUCUUCUACCA
Nymphaea colorata (pocket water lily) is the source of this 1457-nucleotide messenger RNA. Its product is annotated as fasciclin-like arabinogalactan protein 8. The record is from RefSeq and is a predicted model, not a curated record. Lineage: Eukaryota; Viridiplantae; Streptophyta; Magnoliopsida; Nymphaeales; Nymphaeaceae. The transcript has 2 exons. Bases 94 to 1353 code for a protein of 419 amino acids. Gene Ontology annotation, cellular component: plasma membrane.